Molecule: messenger RNA, 2081 nt
Organism: Amoebophrya sp. A120
Lineage: Eukaryota; Dinophyceae; Syndiniales; Amoebophryaceae
Source: the annotation of a GenBank genome assembly
AUUCUGCUGAACUAAUAUCGCUCAACAAGAAAACCAUACAACAGUUCGCUGCUUGAACGUUUGAUCGCUGUAUGCACGUGUUCCGAUUUUUGAGCAUGAGUCAAUUACAGAAGGAUCAGUCUCUCGAACUUUGAACUCCAAGCUCUCACGAUACGGCGAACAAAUCCAAAUGAUUCAUCACGAAGCCUUGGUGCUACUUCUGUCGGUCUCUAGAGCAGUCCUAUCCAAAAAAAUUAGCAGCGAUGGAAAAACAAAUACAAUAACCGCUUGCGUAGUAUGUAGUAAGCACUCAGAAAAACGAAAAGAACACAUCACAACCUUUAGAAGAAGAUACUACAUAUAAACGCGACGACCUAAAUUGUUCUAUACGUUUUCAAGAAAGCGACAGAAUGGCGCAAACGAUCGGUCGUAUCGAGACCGGGCACGAGGGCCAGAUUCACGACGUGCAGCUGGAUUACUAUGGCAGAAGAUUAGCGACAGCCGGCCACGACGGCAGCGUGAGAAUAUGGGACAUCUCCAACGCUGACAGGCCGCAAGCCGUUGCGGAGCUGAAGGGGCACCAGGCACCGGUAUGGUCCGUGUGCUGGGCCCACCCAAAAUACCCAGGGGUGCUGGCCAGCUGCGGGUAUGAUAAGCAGGUAUAGAAGAGAGGUUUGAUUAUCUGGAAAAAAAUCAAAAUUAUGCUUUGACGUUGCAUAUAAGUACAUGGAUGUUUGAACCUGUUCAUGCUGCGAAAUUCAAAUUUUCUGCAGCAAAAACGCGUACGACGCCAAUCCAACAGGUCCUGAUCUGGAAAGACCAGCAGCUCGCAUACAAGGACGAGCAAGCGAGGGCGUGCGUGAACCAGGUAGCGUUCGCGCCUUUUGAGUGCGGCUUGGUGCUCGCCUCGGCCGGCAGCGACGGAAACGUAGGACUGCUCCAAUACGAACGCGACCAGUGGACCCGAACCACCUUCCUCGCACACCCCUGUGGCGUGCGCGCUCUUUGCUGGGCGCCGAUGGGCUGCUUUGAACUCGGGAACGGGCUAGAGGGUGCGAAAAUCGCCACCGGCGGGUUAGACGCCGCGGUGAAGGUGUGGAUCUUCAAGAAUGGGAGCUGGGUACGAGAAGUGUGUUUUUUUUUCUUCACUGUGAUGAGACCUCGCAGUCGCAACAUGAAAGGUUGGGUGAGCGUACAAAGCAUGCCGCUCCACUGUGCAAAAAUACGACAACUUUAGGUUCGAGAGGACGUCGACAUGUCCAGCGGGGCCGGGCACAAGGACUGGGUAACCGGGAUCGCGUGGCGACCCUACCAGGGACACCGGUCUGACAUCCUCGCUAGUUGCUCGAAGGAUGGCACGGUGGUCGUUUGGCAAAGGUGUGACACCAUCUGGCGGCCCGUAAAGCUUUUCAGGGAGGAGUUCCAGGGAAAGCCCGUGUGGAGCGUCGAGUUUUCACAGGUAUGAUUUUUCAAAUGACAGGACGGCGCAAAGAUGAACUCAAGUGACCUCUAGAAACAUACUCGGUUUUCCAGAAAAUGUCGUGUGUUGGCAGUUUUCUUACUGCACUACCACCGCAUAGAAUAGUGCACCAUGUCAUUCAUAUUCUACUUUUCUAGGUCGGCGGCAUGCUCCAAGUAAACUACGGCAACAGUCAGAUGGCUAUCUUCAAAGAAUCUUCCUCCGGCGACUUUGCGCAAGUCUUGGAAAUGGAUGAAAGAGGAAUCGCGGACCCAACGACGCCCGCGGUGAAUCUCGAAGCUUUUGGCGAGCAGGAUUCUUCACCGGCCGGAAUAAUGGGGUGAAGAAAGUUGUAUGAAUGAAUGAUUCUCUUCAUGCCCACCAUGUGGGUGGCACUACCACUAGACGAAAUGAAAACCACUGCUUCAAGUAUCCCUUGUCGAGAAACCUAUCCAAGAUUACUAUUUCGGACGAACUGAACCUGGAACGACUUCUAUAGCGUGAAGACGCUUAGCGUUGCACCGACGACAUCUUUACGAAAGCGCAGGAGUUACUUUGUGUAGAAUUUUCCAUGCUUUGUCUUUCAUCAGUUGUGGAUUUGAGCACGUGUCAGACAAGCUAGUCCUGCAAUCAUGAUGAGUCG